This is a messenger RNA of Olea europaea var. sylvestris, 1543 nucleotides long. RefSeq lists its product as uncharacterized. The transcript has 8 exons. Gene Ontology annotation, molecular function: phosphatase activity. The record is from RefSeq and is a predicted model, not a curated record. NCBI's taxonomy places the organism in Eukaryota, Viridiplantae, Streptophyta, Magnoliopsida, Lamiales, Oleaceae. Gene Ontology annotation, cellular component: chloroplast. Bases 160 to 1095 code for a protein of 311 amino acids.
GGUAGCACAAUCUUUAGAUAAAAACGCAGUUAUUAAUCUUGAUUCUACCAACGACUAUUGAAAAUUUGAAAGUGGAAUGAAAUCAAACGCAACCCCUUCGUACAACUCUCAUUCUCUAUCGUAACUUACAAAGAAGCUAGGUCAGGUUGACACUCCAAGAUGAUGGGGAGAAGCUUUUCGUCGAUGCCGAUCGAGUUUCAGACCAUAAACGGACUUCAACAACUUGCCGAAACUCGCCGAUUCAAGGCAUGGUUCUUGGACCAGUUUGGAGUUCUACAUGAUGGAAAACAACCAUACCCGGGUGCCAUUUCGACAUUAGAGAAGUUGGCAAAUUAUGGUACUAAGAUGGUGAUUAUUAGUAAUUCUUCGAGGCGGGCAUCAACUACUUUUGACAAGUUGAGAAGCCUUGGAUUUGAUACCUCACUCUUUGUGGGAGCCAUCACUAGUGGGGAAUUAGCGCACGAGUACCUGUUAAGGAGAGAUGAUCCAUGGUUUACAAGACUAGGAAGAUCGUGCAUUCACAUGACCUGGAAUGACCGAGGUGCUAUAUCUCUUGAGGGCUUGGAUUUACAAGUUGUGGAUAAUGUUGAAGAAGCUGAAUUUAUUCUGGCCCAUGGUACAGAAGCUUUGGGGCUUCCUUCUGGUGCUGCACUUUCCAUGAUGCUUGAGGAUCUUGAGAAAAUUCUGGAGCAGUGUGUUGCUAAAAAGAUUCCUAUGGUGGUAGCAAAUCCUGAUUUUGUUACAGUUGAGGCUAGAGCUCUUCGUGUUAUGCCCGGAACACUAGCAGCCACGUAUGAGAAGCUUGGUGGGGAAGUGAAGUGGAUGGGCAAGCCUGGUGAGAUAAUAUAUAAAUCUGCCAUGGGGAUGGUUGGUGUGGAUGCUACUGAUUGUAUUGCUGUUGGAGACUCUCUCCACCAUGAUAUAAAAGGUGCAAAUGUGGCAGGGAUCUCUUCUGCUUUUAUCACUGGAGGGGUCCAUGCAACUGAACUCGGACUUGGUAAAUUCGGAGAAACUGCAGAUAACUCUUCUGUUCAUGCUCUUGCCACGAAAUACGAGGCUUAUCCAACAUAUGUGCUCCCAUCAUUUACAUGGUAGCCUCAUUAUUGUGUUUUUGUGUGGCUCAGAAGCACAACUUCCAAUACACUCGCAGUACAUGGAAGAGCAUCGAUUUUGAGUCUGCAUCCUUUUAUUGUCAAAACAAGAAUAUUGUUUUAGCGCUCAGGUCUAUGUUGAAAACCUGCUAAAAAGGGCUGCAACUCUCCCUUAAGUUGUACUAAGUUUGUUAUAAUGUUGCAAGGGCCGUCAAAGAACAUGCUACAAUGAGAUGACUCCUGCUGAUUCUUCGUCACCUGUUUAUUGAUCCUGCAUUGAAAUUGAUAUUUAAUUUUUGUUACUUCAUGGAAUCUAGCUUGCCCAAUGGUGCAACUAUUUAAUGAUUCAUUACAUUCAUUUCGUUAAAUGAUGUAUUUGUGACGUUGAAUUGGACAUGACUGAAUAUGAUAAAAGAAGAGAGAUGCAUAUUUUUGCAUACCUCAUGCUAAUC